Messenger RNA from Miscanthus lutarioriparius, 2397 nucleotides. Lineage: Eukaryota; Viridiplantae; Streptophyta; Magnoliopsida; Poales; Poaceae. The record is from the annotation of a GenBank genome assembly.
AUGAACUCUUUCGGCUUGGCGGGGCGUAUCUCUCCAUGGCUCGGCAAUCUCUCCUUCAUCAGGGAGAUCGAUCUCGGCAACAACCAUCUUGAGGGGCAGAUCCCUGAAGAGCUUGGCCAACUAAGGCGGCUCCAGGUUCUGAACCUCACCUGGAACCUUUUGGAGGGAAGCAUCCCGGAAGCUCUGGGAAGGUGCACUCGACUCUCGUAUCUUAACCUUGGGAUGAACCACCUUCAAGGACAGAUCCUACAAUCCCUAGCCAACCUAUCAUCGAUAAAAUUGUUGGACCUUGGAAAUAACACAUUUUCAGGAGCUUUCCCUUCGUAUCUUGACAAGCUACCUCAUAUCUCCCUAGUUUCCUUUGAGUUCAACAACCUUUCCGGAGUCAUCCCUCCUUCAUUUUGGAACAUUUCCACACUGAUAGGCUUUUCUAUGGCCGGAAAUAUGCUUGUUGGGACAAUACCUCCAAAUGCAUUCAACAAUCUUCCACUUCUCCGAGUAUCCUAUAUGAAUGUGAACCAGUUUCAUGGCCAUAUACAAGCUUCAUUAGGUAAUACUUCUGAUCUAUGGAAAAUCCAGCUCAAUGAGAACUUCUUUAGCGGAACUGUUCCCCCAGAGGUUGGGAAAUUAAAACGUCUCCAGCACCUAGUGCUAUCUGGAAAUUCCCUAGAUGCUAAUGAGCCCAUAGAUUGGAAAUUUAUUACCUCAUUAACUAAUUGCUCCCAGUUACAGUUUUUACUGCUAGAUAGUCUUUACCGUGAAUACAACACAAUAUCUGGGAGUAUACCUAAGGGAAUAGGAUCAAUUCCAGCUGAAAUAUUCGACAUACAUACGCUCUCUCCUAUUUUGGAUUUAUCCUACAAUAAAUUGGAGGGAUCAAUGCCAGAAAAAAUUGGAAAUCUAAACACUCUUGUAGAGUUGCAUCUAGAAUCUAAUAUGCUGUCAGGUGAAAUUCCAGCCGCCCUAGGAGAUUGCCAAGUUCUCCAAAAUCUCUACUUAGAAAAUAAUUUCUUUGGAGGUAGUAUUCCGUUUACGUUGAGUAAAAUAAAAGGUUUGGAAAUUCUUGAUCUCUCAAGCAACAAUUUUUCAGGUCAUAUACCUGAGUUCUUAGGGAAUCUAAGCUCACUCUAUUACCUUAACCUUUCCUUCAAUAACUUUGCUGGUGAACUACCUACUUUUGGUAUUUUUGCAAAUGGUACUGCACUUUCAAUCCAAGGCAAUGAAGCACUCUGUGGUGGCAUCCCUUAUCUUCAUUUGCCUACAUGUUCAUCUGAGUGGAGAAAGAAAAGACGCAGACUCCCUGUGAUUCCUAUUGUUAUUCCUCUUGUUGCAACAUUAGGGAUGCUUUUGCUGCUCUAUUUUUUCCUUACUUGGCACAAGAAGAAAUCAGUUGAAAACCUUUCCACUGGGUCCAUCCAAUGCCAUCGACUAAUCUCCUAUUCACAGUUGGUAAAAGCAACAGAUGGUCUCUCGACAACCAACUUGCUAGGUACAGGAACAUUUGGGUCUGUAUUCAAAGGAACACUAGAAGGAAGAAGUGGUGAGCCUGCAACUAUUAUUGCUGUAAAAGUACUAAAACUUCAAACACCUGGAGCACUCAAAAGUUUUGAAGCUGAAUGUGAAGCUAUGAGGAACUUGCAACACCGGAACCUUGUGAAGAUAAUCACAUCCUGCUCAAGCAUCGACUCCAAAGGGGAUGAUUUCAAAGCCAUUGUAUUUGACUUCAUGCCAAAUGGUAGCCUAGAAGAUUGGCUACAUCCAGGUCCAAGCAACCAGCUAGAGCAGAGGCGCUUAAACCUCCAUCAAACAGUGAGCAUAAUUCUUGAUGCGGCUUGUGCAUUGGAUUAUCUUCACUGGCAUGGCGUUGCGCCAAUUGUGCAUUGUGAUCUUAAGCCAAGUAAUGUACUUUUGGACACUGAUAUGGUAGCACAUGUUGGAGACUUUGGACUUGCCAGGAUUCUUGCCGACGGAUCCUCUUCUUUCCAACCUUCGACAAGCACCAUGGGAUUCAGAGGGACAAUUGGAUACGCCCCACCAGAAUAUGGUGUUGGGAAUAUGGUUUCAAUCCAUGGAGACAUCUAUAGCUAUGGAGUUCUUAUCCUUGAGAUGGUAACUGGGAGAAGACCCACGGAUAAUGAAGUUGAACAUGGACUGAGCCUUCGAAAUUAUGUUGAGAUGGCCAUUGACAACCGAGUUAUGGACAUUAUCAACAUGGAGUUGGUGACAGAGAUUGAAAAUGAGAAUGCGAGAGUAGAUGGUGCACCGACCAGAAAAAGGCUGGUCCUUGUUUCAUUACUUAAACUUGGGAUAUUAUGCACUGAGGAAACGCCAUCGACUAGGAUGUCAACCAAAGAUAUCAUCAAGGAGUUGCACGAAAUAAAAAAGGCUCUUGGAUAA